This is a messenger RNA of Ruditapes philippinarum (Manila clam), 1057 nucleotides long. RefSeq lists its product as uncharacterized. The transcript has 11 exons. Bases 30 to 896 code for a protein of 288 amino acids. The record is from RefSeq and is a predicted model, not a curated record. Gene Ontology annotation, biological process: carbohydrate metabolic process. NCBI's taxonomy places the organism in Eukaryota, Metazoa, Mollusca, Bivalvia, Venerida, Veneridae. Gene Ontology annotation, molecular function: isomerase activity; carbohydrate binding.
AUUUUAGGUCAACUGUGGCAUUCGGAUGAAUGAUGUCAGAUAUCAGCAAUAAAAGACAAGAAGUUUUUUUAAAAGGAAAAGAAGGCUCUGAGUGCACUAUAAAUUUACAUGGUGCUACUGUAACAUCUUGGAAGAACAAAGGGGAAGAAAUUUUGUUUUGCAGUGAAAAAGCAUUACUUGAUGGAAGCAAGGCAGUGAGGGGAGGUAUCCCACUUGUUUUCCCUAACUUUGGACCAUGGACUCUAGGGCCACAGCAUGGGUUUGCUAGAAUAAAGAAAUGGAGGGAAGAUGAUGCUGCAAGUCAGUCAGGAGAUGGUGCUUGUAGCAAAGUGUUUGUAUUAGAAGAUGAUGAAGAAACUAGAAAAUUGUGGAAUGAAAGAUUCCGAUUAGAGUACACUGUGAAAAUGGAGGAAAACAAACUUACAACAUCACUGAAGAUUUACAACAAAGGAGAAUCUGCCUUUAGCUUUACCACACUGAUGCACACAUAUUUCAGGGUAGAUGAUAUUGAUAAAUCUGGCGUGAAAGGAUUGAAAGGUGUCAGUUAUGAUGAUAAGGUAGAUGGUGGUCAACAUGUAGAGGACAGGGAAACAGUGAGAAUAGACAAGAACUAUGACAGGAUUUACAAAAAUUGUCCUGGUCCAGUUGAGUUGAUUCCAGAUGUGGAUAAGCCAGGUUUGUCUAGAAAGCUGAUCGCAUCCAAUUUAAAUGACAUAGUGGUUUGGAAUCCAUGGGCAGAGAAGGCCAAAUCGAUGUCCGAUUUUGGUGAUGACGAAUAUCACAAUAUGGUUUGUGUUGAAGCUGGCACAGUUAGUGAACAAGUUUCUCUUGCAGGCAAUUCUGAUGUUGUUUUCUCACAACAGAUUAUUGUUGUUGAUCAACAUUCCAAAAUGUGACACUUAUAUAUAAUAUAUUUUAUCUGCUACUUUUAAUAUAUAGACAGAAAUUAUUUAUUGGCUACUGACUUGAAAUGAUCUUCAUUUUUUCUCUUAUAUACAUAUACAGAGUUUAUGUUAUAUAUACUUUUUUACAUACAAUCUGGAAUAUGUUAUAUACU